Messenger RNA from Acanthochromis polyacanthus (spiny chromis), 1676 nucleotides. Its product is annotated as dTDP-D-glucose 4,6-dehydratase. The transcript is spliced from 12 exons. Lineage: Eukaryota; Metazoa; Chordata; Actinopteri; Pomacentridae. The record is from RefSeq and is a predicted model, not a curated record. Gene Ontology annotation, molecular function: dTDP-glucose 4,6-dehydratase activity. Gene Ontology annotation, biological process: nucleotide-sugar metabolic process. The coding region runs from base 140 to 1168 and encodes 342 amino acids.
CGUAAAACAGCCAUCGACUGUCGCGCACCAAACAAAGCGGCUCCUGUGCGGAAGAGAAGAGCAGUAAAUAAAUACAGCAGAUGUUCUCCCAGACUCUCCUGAUGUGAGCUGAGCUUCAUGUGAGAAGAAGGAGCGGAGGAUGGACUUUAACAGGACGGUUCUGGUGACCGGAGGAUCUGGAUUCAUAGGUUCUCACCUGGUGUGUUCGCUGGUGAACAGACACCCAGACUGGAGAAUCAUUAACCUGGAUAACCUGGAUUACUGCUGCAGCCUCAGGAGUCUGGAGAGUGUUGAAGACAGAAGCAACUACACUUUCAUCAGAGGGGACGUGUGCAACUCUCGGCUGGUGAAACACGUCUUCAACACGGAAAACGUCGACGUCGUCUUCCACCUGGCGGCCAAAUCGCACGUCGAGUCGUCGUUUGAAGCUCCGUCCAGCUUCCAGCGGGUCAACGUGGACGGAACCCGGGUGCUGCUGGGAGCCGCCCAUCAGGCCCGACACCGUCCUCAGGUCUUCGUCUACGUCAGCACAGACGAAGUGUACGGAGCCGGUCUGGACCAGGUGUUCGAUGAGAACAGUCCGGUGAGGCCGUCCAACCCGUACGCUGCCACGAAAGCAGCCGCCGAGUACCUGGUCAGGUCUUACUGGGACCAGUAUAAGUUUCCCGUCAUCAUCACCAGGAGCAACAACAUCUACGGGCCCAGGCAGUUCACCGAGAAGGUCAUUCCGAGGUUUCUCACCCUCCUGCAAAUGAACAAGAAAUGCACCAUCCAGGGGACGCUGCCUAAAUCCCGCCACUUCCUGUUUGUCAGCGACGCCAUCGACGCCUUCCUGCUGGUUCUGGAGAAAGGGAUCGUUGGGGAAAUCUACAACGUGGGGUCGAGCUGCGAGAUCCCCAUCAUGCAACUGGCCAGGGAGCUAGUGAGGAUGGUUAAGGACGUUCCAGACUCUGAGGUCAACGACUGGCUGGAGUUUGUUCCCGACAGGCCGCGGGUCGACCUGCGAUACCCGAUCACAUGUGAGAAGCUGCAGCGACUCGGAUGGAGAGCUCAGGUGUCCUGGACCGAAGGAAUCAGACAAACUGUCAAAUGGUACCAAGACAACCCAGACUUCUGGUCCGACAGAAACCAGCAACGGAUCCAGCUUGAAGAUGCCUCCGACUCAUAAGUGGCCUCCGUUAGCUCUGCGGCUAACGAACAAACCACCGUCAGUCUGACUCUACUUAAUGAUUGUUGGACCAACAGGACUUGGAUGCACUUUAUCUUGACAUUUAACUGUCACGCUUCUGAACUGUCUGGACAUAAACUGGACAAAAUGGUAGCAGCAGUGACGUAAACAAACCAAAGGUGGCUUCAUCUUCAAGUGCUGCAGCAUGGACAUCCAUGAAGGGUUCAGUUCACCCUUUAACGGUCCAGUGACGUUCUAGUUUUCAGCAAAUGAAUCUAAGUCUGGUCCUCGGGUUUUUCAGCUCAGAAUGUCACAGACACUAUAACUCUGGGUUUUACUUCCAAACCGGCUGUUUCAGUUUCAGGAAGGAGACUCUCUCUGCAUUGACGUGAAUGAAUGUGCAAGACCAGAAAUUCCUGUUGCUUCUCUCUGAGGAUCACUUCACGUGGAAAUAUCACAGACUUCACAGCACACUUGUGUUUAACUCAAUAAAAUGAGUAAAAAUGGA